AGUCACUGACAGUACAUUUGAACUUAAACAAGGUAGCCUUUAUUGGCUUGAUUAAGAGGUCAAAUGAUGUCGAGAGUGCGUUGGGUACUUUUUGUUUUGUUUGUGAAGAGUGUUAUCAGCACAGAUGCCUCGAAAUGUGGAGAUGUACAUCUCACAGUUUCACCAAGAGAUGCAUUUUUGGAAAUGAACUGGGUGACGGCGUGUGAGGGUGCGACAAAUGUUCCGGAUGAAAUUAUAUUGUCCCGAAAAAAUCUGGUAUCAAGUGACGAGGACCAUGGUAUCAUAUUGAGGAUAAAACCAAGUGACUAUCCUGGUGGGUAUAUAAAAACCACUGUAAAAUUCGGUCAACCGUAUCUGCCAGGAGGAUGGGACUUGGAAGACGAAAAAACGUCCAGAGCUCCCGGUCCCCAUUGUUUCCCAUACUGGAUAGCUUCGUCCAAUAAUAAUGACGUCAUACAUUCAAGAUGCCUCGCCAUUCAGCCAACAUGGAUGACCGACAAUAGAAACAUAUUAGGGUCUCACCACAUAGAAGACUUGAUGAUACCAGGCACUCAUAACUCAGGAGCAAAUACAGCCGGAGGGACAUUUCAAGAGAAGUUUAUUUUGAAUCAAGAUCGUGACAUAUGGACUCAAUUAGUUUUUGGAAUUAGGUAUUUAGAUUUCAGGAUAGGAUACUAUGGGGCUGAAGGAUUUUUCCUAAACCACGACAAAUUCAAAAUCCAAGAAGUCCGACCGCUAUUUCGACAGAUUCGAAAAUUUUUGGAAGCUUCUCCGAAUGAAAUCGUGAUUUUGGAUUUCCACAGGUUUCCCCACCCCUCCCAGUUCCCACCACAUCUGCAUACACAAUUUAUCGAAAUUGUGAAUGAAGAUCUGGGAGAUUUGGCGGUACCUUUGUAUAAUGGACGUAAGGGACCGACGUUAAACGAAAUCUGGGCUACUAAUAAGAGUCUGAUUAUUGCUUAUAAUAAUCAGCAAGUUGUGGAAGCCGCAAGAGAUCUUAAUUUGGUCGAUAGAAAACCCUGGCUAUGGUAUCCACUUUCCCAAUUUUGGGCAGAUACAAAGUCUUUGCCAAAACUGAAGAAAUACAUGGAGACGUCCAUUGCAGAGCAUGCUCAAACUAGACGCACUAAUCCUUUGUGGUCAUUGAUGGCAGAACUGACACCUCAACCAAUCGACAUCGUUUUCAACACCUACAAUUUACGAAAACUGGCUCAAGAUACUAACAGAGAAAUCACUAAAUGGUUUAGAGAUGAAUUUGGUAAAGAUUGUAAUAUCGUAGCUACUGAUUAUUUCUUGGGUAAUGACAUUAUUGACGUUGCUAUAGAAAUAAAUACCAAAGGCAAUCGUAGCAAAGUUAUAUCUAGGUAGAAAUAUUUAAGUUUUCUAUAAAUUUUUUUUAUUAUUUGUUGACUGAAUGUAUAUAUUUAUAUUUUC
Messenger RNA from Diabrotica balteata, 1434 nucleotides. The record is from the annotation of a GenBank genome assembly. Lineage: Eukaryota; Metazoa; Arthropoda; Insecta; Coleoptera; Chrysomelidae.